Cannabis sativa is the source of this 1104-nucleotide messenger RNA. RefSeq lists its product as uncharacterized. The record is from RefSeq and is a predicted model, not a curated record. NCBI's taxonomy places the organism in Eukaryota, Viridiplantae, Streptophyta, Magnoliopsida, Rosales, Cannabaceae. Bases 264 to 860 code for a protein of 198 amino acids. The transcript is spliced from 5 exons.
GUAUUCCUUUCUUUCCUAAUUUUAAAGAAAGAAAAAAAUGAAUAUUCAACUUAGAAACAUACGUACGAAUAAUCUAAUUCUACAUUUUAAUAUAAAUAUAUAUAAUAUUCUUCAACCUCUACACAAAAUUUCUCACAUUUCAUAUUCUGAUAUUGUGUGUGAGGUAGUCUAGAGAGAAAAUCUGUCCAAAUUUGUUAAAAUACAACCUUAUAUAUAUUAGACUAAGAUCGAUUAAUAUAUAAUCUGAAUCAUUAUUAUAUAUAAUGAGUUCGUUAUUAGUUUCUGUUAGUCAUUAUAAUUAUUACGAUUAUUCUGGUGUGGUUGGUCGUAGUAGAUCUUACCCUCCAACUUCAUCAAACCUUCAUCUCACUACUUCUAAGUCGCCAUCGCUCCUCAAAAAUGGAAAGAUCAGGAAUAUUUCUGUAAAGAACAAUAUUUUGCCUGAUUUACCUCAACUUCCUUCACCUGAUAAUUCAGAUCCUGGUUCCUGGAAAGUAUGGCUUAUGGGAAUGAUUGUAUCAGUAAUUAUACCUUUUUGGACAAACAAAUGGGGGCGUUUACAAAAAAUUCAAAAACAAGUAGAGACAGUGGUGGAUACAGCUCAAGAAGUGACAGAAAUGGUGGAAGACAUGGCAAAGAAAGUGGAAAAAGUAGCAGACGAACUUGGGGAUCGUCUUCCUGAGGGUGGAAAGCUCAAACAAACUGCUUUAUUUGUUGAAGAUUUUGCCCAAAAAACUGUUCAUAACGCCGAUCUCAUCGAAGAUCUCCUUCAAAAGGUGGAGGAAGUGGAGAAUAAGGUUGAGGACUUUCUUGAAGACCAAACCAAUAAGAAAGGGGAAGACAAAACCGAUGAGAAGUAAUGAAACAAUGAUUAGUGAUAUAAUGAUAAUGUAGUUAUUAGUUGUACGUUAAUUGAGGAGUGUUUGUAAUUAUAAUUUAUUAUAAAUUAUGUAUUAAAUUAAUGACGAAAUAUUAUAAAUUAAAUAUUUUAUUUAAGGGAAAAUUGUUCUUUGAGAACAAGUAAGUACAUUUGAUAUUGUUUUUUGAAAAUAGUUUUUAAACCAACUUUUAAUAGUUUAAUGCAAGAUGUAAAAUUUGUGUUUA